AUGUGUUUAUCACCAUCGAAAGAAGUUCACGCGAAACAAAGCUUUGUUCACACAUGCUGCUCAGCACAUCCAAGCACGUCUUCAAGGUGGCGUGGUCGUAAACACAGAUCCGCUAGAAUUGGAAGGAUCUAUCAGCAGCAAUCACCUUCGAAGCAUGCCGUCUUCAAACGUUCCAAUUACAAUUUGGAAACUCUUUUCGUCGGCCAUUCGCUGGAAUCGGAUCUCUUCAUCUUCACCAUCCACCCAAAUCAUCAGGUAUACUUGGACAUAGAAAGGCUGAUCAAGUGGUAUCGAGGAGUUCUGGACGAAGGAGUUGAAAAACAGAGGAUCAAAAAGUAUCAAGAUUUUGGAGAGAAGAAGAUCAAGAGAAUCGAGGACCUGCCACUGUUCGCAGACUCAUUGUGGUCCAAGAAAAUGAAGGAAGUGGUGGACCGAUCGGAUACUGAUAAGAAACUAUUCAACGAAGACAUGGUCCAUCAUUUUGGAGAGCACCAGAAGGACAACUUCUUUAUCGAUUUGGCAGGCGGAUGUGCGUUGGAAGAAGAUGACACACCGACCACCAGCCACGCCUGGAUCCUGGAUAGCCUGACUUUUUUGGAGCACUGCCGGAAGCACAAUUGGGAAAUUGGAGAACCAGCGAGGGCCAGAUUAUCAAGUGUGGCUAUGAUGAAGAAGUUGGAGAAGAUUGCUCCAGAAAUCUUUGGCGUUGUCCUCAACAUCCAGAAGUGUCUUCUCAUCGUCCAUCGUUUGCUGCUUCAAUCCAUCAUCUUCUUCAACAUCUGCUCGUCUUCGUUUUUUUCGUCCUGUCUCCUUCCAAUCAGUCUGAAAUUUGCCGAAUCCUUCUGA
Molecule: messenger RNA, 846 nt
Organism: Caenorhabditis briggsae
Lineage: Eukaryota; Metazoa; Nematoda; Chromadorea; Rhabditida; Rhabditidae
Exons: 2
Coding region: 1-846 (281 amino acids)
Biological process (GO): positive regulation of transcription by RNA polymerase II
Cellular component (GO): transcription regulator complex; histone acetyltransferase complex
Molecular function (GO): chromatin DNA binding; histone acetyltransferase activity; transcription coactivator activity
Source: RefSeq, a predicted model, not a curated record